CCGAGUACAACCCAGUACUUAUCACGCAGCUCCAUCACCCAAGCUUGGAAGCCACUUUUUGUCCCCAUGCGCACCACACCCCAGGAAAGCUGGCCGCCCUGCCGCCCCGCAAACCGAGUCCGAGGUGGGAAACAAGCUCGGGGCACAAGGAGUAGCUCAUGCGUCUGCGAGACGAGCUGGUCAAGCCACUGCCCACCCGCCCCUCUCCUUGAAUCCCACUUCUCCCAACAGUCAAAAAACUUCACCAGCCAUCAUUCCUGUCCCUUCGGCACUCGCCUUCAUCACAGGACAGGCCAUCUCCCUUUGCAUCGUCUUCCGGGUCUUAUUUGACUGUGGAGGACGGCAGACUCGAAGCUGCUAGCUGCUACUGUGUAGCCAGGCGAGCUUCCCGCCCGUGCUCUCUGGAUUACAAGCCCGCUUCCUUGUCGUUCCGUCCCCCCGAAGCACCACUACGAGGUCAUCUCCCAUGCAUGCUCCCCCCCAACCUCCAUCAUCAUUCAAUUGAACGCGUGUAGUCAUGGCGGACACCAAAGUCCCUCUGACGAUUACCUACCGGGCACCUCAAAUUCAGCCUCCACUCUUUGUCGCCGGCACUUUUUCCCAUCCGCAAUGGGUGCCCCAGGAGAUGGACUAUAUUACUGGCGAGGACGGACAAUUCACCUUCUCCAAAGCAUUUGAUGUGGAACCCAACUCGAAAAUACAGUACAAGUUCCGCGUUGGCCCUGGAGAUUGGUGGGUUCUCGAUGAGAAUGCACCAACAGUGACCGACGACGCCGGAAAUAGAAACAACUUGAUCGAAGCUCCGUCUGCGGAAGAGGCGAAGCCGGAGGAGCCGGUUCAAUCCACAAAUCAUGACGACGAUGUGUCGAGUUCGAAUCAUGUUCAGCAGCCGCAACCUCUUCCGAUUGCAAGACUCGAGGCUCUCAAAGAGACUGAGAAGGUUGACCGAUCGGCGACCAGCACUCCCGAGUACGCAAGAACUGCAGCCGAAGUUGCAGAGUCAGCUGCCUUGGUCGACCCGCCCACCCCUCUGCCCGAGCCAGUAGAUGCCGUUGCCUGUGACACGCCACAACAGGUCGCUAACACCGCUGCUGAGGUGGCCGAUACAGCUCAGAAUCUCGAUAACGAUUUGCCCGAAGAGCACGCGGAAAUCGUCGUUCCCGCACGCGAGACCAUCGCCGACAUCAAAGCGGACCUUCAGAAGGGUGAUCUUGAUAUCGCUGGGUUCAGUAAUGACCAUGAGCCAGCACCCUUGUUUGCGCAUGAAUGUGCCGGCCUCUACGAAGACGAUGAGAUUCCAGGUGUACCGGAGGAGGAGCACGCCAAGAUUGUAAAUGGCAAGACUAGUGACCAAGACAAGCAAGACUUCUCAGACCCAACUCUCGAACGAUUCCCUUCGUCGAAAAGCGAGAUACUUGCUGCUGUCAGGAAAGUUGAGACUGGUCUUAACGCCAACCAGACACUGAACGAAGGAGUUCCGCCAUCCCCUAUCUUCAGAACAAGAACCCGAAGCAGCGGUGACGGCCAGGAGGAGCACACUUCCCCCGAACCGAGCCCAGUACCUUCCAAGGAACCACAGCACUUGUCUGUGAACCCGGCACAGCCGCAGGAGAACCUGGGCGAGCGUUCGCUCUCGGCGGUCUCCCUCAAUUCUAUAGCCGAGGAUGAGGAGGCCGAUGCGCCAACGGUCGAAGAGAUCGCACCCAUCGUCGAGCAGGCUGAGACUGCUGAGGAGGCUAUCAAGGUCGCAAAAGAGGCUGAAGGCGACGUUGCCCUGGAUCCUGCGAAAACCGCCUCCCGGCCAGUAGUGACUGUCCCAAGCCCGUCGGUCAAAACCAACAGUGACCUGAUCUCUCCCGUCAGCGACGAGGACGAGGCUGUCGUGAUCAAGGAUGACAAGGAGAAGGACAAGAAAAUAGAGAACGGCCAGUCAGGCUCUCUGACGCUGGAGAGAGUGGCGACUCCUCAGCCUGAGGGGGCUGGCGGCCCGGACGAACCUGCUCCAAACACUGCGGAGCCGUCCAAAGACGCAGCUCCACUGGCAGAACCCGAACCCGAGCAGGCGUCUAGGCCGGUGCCUCCAAGCCCAAAGAUCGUUGUGUCGAAAGCUGAGGAGGACAUAGAACCUCGAAAUGUGCUAGCGGAAGCACCAGUAACCAACGGGAACGGGCACAAGGAUGUUCAGCCUCCCUCGUCCCGGGGCGGUCAGGAGGAGACUGGCUCUUCAAGCGAGCCGGCGGCCACUUCUUCUGCGAUCGAGGACAAUCAGCCCUCGUCGUUGAGGAAGCGAUCUGCUCCUCAGCCGGAAUCCAGAGAUCGUUCUGUUACUCCAGCACCGAUCCCUGAUAAUGACUGGGAGGCGGCCAAGAACGGGAACUGGUUCUCGGCCUUUUUCAGGUGGAUGUUUGUCGACUGGGUUGGUGGUUUCGUCAGUAGGCUGUGUGGAAGCAGACGCAAGACUACACUUGUGACAACCGGUGUGGCCUUGGUCGCAAUUGGAGCCGCUUGGCUGUGGAACAUGAAGGGUGUUGAUUUUGUUGAAUUCAAGGACGAUGCAUGGCGAUUGUUACGGCGAGCAGAUUGACUUUGGCGACCCGAAUCCAACUUGACAGGUUAUGCUGUUGGGGUCUGAAGCAGGUCCCUCGCCCAGCAUUGCGAUAAUUGUUUUGAUUUUUGAUUCCUGCACAAGGAUGCAUAUUGGGUGAUAUGGAGGGGGGCGUCAUUAUGGGUAGUAUGAACACACGGCUUAUAGGAUGAUAGCAAAGAAAUGCGAUGGUUGCUAGU
Diaporthe batatas is the source of this 2784-nucleotide messenger RNA. RefSeq lists its product as uncharacterized. The coding region runs from base 518 to 2584 and encodes 688 amino acids. NCBI's taxonomy places the organism in Eukaryota, Fungi, Ascomycota, Sordariomycetes, Diaporthales, Diaporthaceae. The transcript is spliced from 5 exons. The record is from RefSeq and is a predicted model, not a curated record.